UAAGAAGAUAAAUUGUAGAAAUAGGCGGAGUUUAUGACAUUGUGGCUGUGUUAACUAGUGAAACCAAAACGUAAUUUGUGGUGGCUGAAGUAAAAGGAAUGUAAAUGUCGGAGGACCAGGAAGCCCAGGAGGAUGAGUUGCUUGCUCUAGCGAGUAUUUACGAUGAAGAGGAGUUUCACAGAGCCAAAUCUGCACAGGGCGGUGAGAUACAACUAUGCCUUGAACUUCCUCCUAGUUUCAAGUUGAUAGUCGAUGGAAACAAGCAGACCGAAUAUGACAUAUCUUUCCUACCUCCUCUGGUGCUUAACUUUGAACUUCCUGCUGACUACCCUUCUUCCUCAUCUCCGGUCUAUACACUAAGUUCCAAAUGGCUGUCAAGGGACCAGAUGACUUCUCUAUGCAAGCGCCUGGAUGGGCUGUGGGAGGAGAACCAGGGCUGUGUUGUUCUCUUCACAUGGAUCCAGUUCCUUAAGGAGGAGGCCUUUGCCUUCCUCGACGUCAAGUCUCCCCUGGAGGUGGUCAAGGGGGGCAACGCUCCAGUGGAAUGGAAGAGGAGCGAGGCUGGUGUGAAGCGGGCGGGGAGUCUAACCGGGGAGAAUGAUAAACUGGAGCCCCUGCUGGAGCUGGACCCCCGUGCUGUCCUGGUGGUUGACCCCCGUACUGAUAUCCUACCUCAGCUCCUGGACUUUGAUGAAGCUCAGCGGCAGAAGGUGUUUGACGCCAAGGCGUUCUGCUGUGGUAUCUGCUUCAUGGAGAAGCUGGGCUCGGGCUGCCUGUGCUUUAAGGAAUGCCAGCAUGUGUACUGCAAGACCUGCAUGACGGAAUACUUCCAGAUUCAGAUCCGUGACGGCAACGUUCAGUGCCUUAACUGCCCCGAGCCCAAGUGCACCUCCUUGGCUACACCCUCACAGGUCAAGCUCCUUGUCGGGGAGGAGUUGUUUGCGCGUUAUGACCGCCUUCUGCUUCAGUCCAGCCUGGAUCUGAUGGCUGACGUGGUGUACUGCCCUCGCCAGUCCUGCUGCCAGGCUGUGAUGGUGGAGCCAGACACCACCAUGGGCAUUUGCCCUGCCUGCCAGUACGCCUUCUGCACCCUCUGCAAACGGGGAUACCACGGCCUGUCCCACUGCAAGGUCACAGCAGAUGAGCUGCGAGGCCUGCGGGAUGAGUAUAUAUCUGCCAGUGCUGAGGGGAAGAAGUUCAUGGAGCAGCGCUUUGGGAAGCGGGUCAUCCAGCGUGCUGUGGAGGAAUCCUUCAGCAGGGAUUGGCUUAAUGAGAACUGUAAAGGCUGCCCUCGCUGUGGCACUAAUAUACAGAAGGUUGAUGGCUGCAACAAGAUGACUUGCACCUCGUGUAAGCAGUACUUCUGCUGGCUGUGUCUGGGCCAGCUCACACGUGUCAACCCCUACAGCCACUUCAACAACCCCUCCUCGCCUUGCUUCAACCAGCUGUUCCAGGGUGUGGAUAUUGAGGAAGAUGAUGCCUUUUGGAGUGAUGAAGAGGACUGAUGUGCAAUACCUCCCAUGCGUGCUUCAUUUGUAUGCACUUUAACCGCCCAUGGAUUUAGCCAAUACAAUUUCUCACCAUCAUUGAUCAGGCACUUACUUACCCAAAAUAUAUCAGUCAUUUCUGAUAGUUGAAUGGCUAGCGGAGAGCAAUUCCAGUUAGAAGUAGGCACAUUACCUUACUCCAAACAGCAGUCAAAUACUCAGGGCCAGUAUUUUUCUGAAAGAAUACUCGUGAAGAGAGUGUGAGCGAGUGUACCAAAAACAAAUGGGUUAUAGUGUGUUUAGAUGAUUUGAACAGAUAACGUUGGUAUGUUUUAUCAAUCUCAAUAUGAAAAGGAAAUUCAGGGAUCCGGGGUUGAAAUCUUUCGAUCAAGAACAGAGGACAACAUUUUGGGAUAAUGUUUGUACAAUUUAAUGUCUGUCCUUUAGAACCACUUUAAUCAUGAUGAGUUAACUCUCUGUAUACCCGGAUACCAUCCAAACCAUGAGCUCACAGCUUAAUGUAAAAAAAAAAAAGGGUGAAUAAAGCUUUGCCAAAUGUGACAUUCAUCCAAUGGCCAUCAAGAAAUGAUUUUUAGACACACUAUUGUCCUUUUUUGCAUGUUUUUGUUCCUUUUUCACCAAAAUGUACACUUUAUUUAUCAUGUAACAUGAUUUGUUUGAAUGGGACACACUCAGGAGGAGGCUGGUGGGAGGGGUUAUGAUUAUGGGCUCAUUGUAAUGGCUGGAAUGGAAUUAAUACAACAUGGAUUGAUACAUGGUUUCCAUAUGUUUGAUACAAUUCCAUUUACUCCAUUCCAGCUAUUACAUUUACAUUUACAUUUAAGUCAUUUAGCAGACGCUCUUAUCCAGAGCGACGUACAAAUUGGUGAAUUCAACUUCUGACAUCAGUGGAACAGCCACUUUACAAUAGUUUACAAUGUGCCCGUCCUCCUAUUGCUCCUCCCACCAGCCUCCUCUGACGCACACUGUUGAUUAGGUUAAAUAUUGCAUUGUUUCAGUACAAAAGAUAUGUCCGUAACCACCCUGACAUUUGCUAGUUACUACCUACUCACAUUAUGAUCUUCAUCAAAACUUUUCAGAAAGUGAUGCUAAUUUGGAAAUGGACAUCAUUGUAAAUCACAUUCAAAAUACAUGUCCUGCUCUUAAAAUAGUUACAUUGUGCUUUCACUUUAAUCUGUUAAUGUUGAAGGGGGACAGUCUUUGAUAUUUGCAGUAGUCCUGAAUUUAAAAAGUGUUGUAAUAACCAUAAACAUACAUAAAUAACCAUUUGGUUUUAGUGUUCAUUCCCAUGUUGGGGGUUUUAGGACAUUCUUCAUGUGUUCCUUUUCUCAUUACAUGUUAUAUGAAGUCACUCAGAAAUGUACUCCCUUGUUUAUUUUGUCACACUGUAUUAAGAGAGAACAUGUGAUAACAGAAUCACUUCCAGUCCAUUCCUAUACUUGCAAAAGUGCUUGUACCUUGAUACCGCUGCAUGCAAUUAUAGUUCCUUAUAUCUUG
Oncorhynchus masou masou (cherry salmon) is the source of this 3005-nucleotide messenger RNA. Its product is annotated as E3 ubiquitin-protein ligase RNF14-like. Gene Ontology annotation, cellular component: cytoplasm; ubiquitin ligase complex. Gene Ontology annotation, molecular function: zinc ion binding; ubiquitin protein ligase activity; ubiquitin conjugating enzyme binding. Lineage: Eukaryota; Metazoa; Chordata; Actinopteri; Salmoniformes; Salmonidae. The record is from RefSeq and is a predicted model, not a curated record. The transcript has 8 exons. Bases 105 to 1505 code for a protein of 466 amino acids. Gene Ontology annotation, biological process: protein polyubiquitination; positive regulation of proteasomal ubiquitin-dependent protein catabolic process; ubiquitin-dependent protein catabolic process.